This is a messenger RNA of Penicillium angulare, 1647 nucleotides long. RefSeq lists its product as uncharacterized. The transcript has a single exon. Gene Ontology annotation, cellular component: nucleus; cytoplasm. Bases 1 to 1647 code for a protein of 548 amino acids. Lineage: Eukaryota; Fungi; Ascomycota; Eurotiomycetes; Eurotiales; Aspergillaceae. Gene Ontology annotation, molecular function: protein binding. The record is from RefSeq and is a predicted model, not a curated record.
AUGUCUCUUUUAAAAUUACCACAGGAACUGCUCAUCCAAAUCGCGGAAUCUAUCCAAUCAACCAGCGAUAUCUAUCGUCUGACUUUAGUGAACCGCCAGCUAUACAACCUUCUCGAACCUGAAAUUUACAAACAUGAAACCCUGGAGCAGUACGGAGAGGAAUUGCUACAGUAUGCUGCAUCGUGCGACCAGCCUGGCAUCAAGAAAAUGUUAUAUUUGGGCGCGGACAUUAACUUUCGCCCUCUUUUCCCUGGUCGUCUCGGCCGCUCAAAAACAGCCCUGCACGCAGCGAUAGAUGCCGGGGACAUUGAACUGGUCAAGUUUUUGCUUGACAACGGCGCACAAGUGAAUUCUCCUGUUCAAAAUGCUUCAUACUCGUUUUGUCCUCUACAUUUGGCUAUUGAAAAGUCACGGGAUCACAACGAUACGUCUAUGAUGACCUUGCUUUUGGAUUAUGGAGCCGAUCCCAAUCUCCACGGCCCGUACGGAUUAACUCCAUUGAUUGUGGCUAUACGAACUAAACACCUUCUAAAGACCAAGUUAUUCAAGUUGAUAUCCCGAGGAGCCGACGUGAAUCUGAGAGGAUGGCGGGGGACAACCCCGCUCCAUACAUGUAUAGAGCAGCAGGCACUCGAUGCCAUGAAUUUCCUUAUUGAGAACGGCAGUGAGCUAAAUUGUGUUGACGAGAAGAACCGAUCUCCUUUAAUGCUUGCAUCUGAGAAAUAUUUUCACCCUGAGCCUAUUAUAACACGAUUGAUCGAUGCGGGAGCCGAUGUGAAUUUUACUAGUCCCGAUGGGAGAACUGCAAUUCUAGAUGCUGCGAGAUGGCACCAUUACGAAAGCUUACAGAUUCUUCUACGCCACGGUGCUGAUUUGCACUUUGUUGAUUCAAAUGGCCAGAAUGUGCUGUUCGCGGCUCUAGAUAAUGGUUACAACACCGGCGGACGUGAUGCUUUACCACAAUUUCUGGAUCUUGGAUUGGACAUUGAGUUUCGUAAUAGGAAACAACAAACACCCUUCCUUUUUUUCAUUUCUCAUUAUCGAUCUUACCGCCUCGACGGUACGGGUAACCGUGUUUUGCAUUUAUUCUUUGACCGUGGCGCAAACCUCAAUGCUCGAGACAUCGAAGGCGGAACAGUCAUACACUACGCCGCUAAGCUGAAUAUGCCAGGGCUCAUAAAUAUGCUUGUCAAGGAAAAUAUCGAAGUGAAUCAGUAUGACAAAAAUGGCGAAAGUCCAAUUUUCUGGGCCCUUAAAAAUACACGUACAACCUCCGACAUGUACGGUACCGUACAAAGGCUCCUGGAACUAGGCGCAGAUGAUCAUCACGUCAACCUCCACGGACAGACACUCCUCUGUAUAGCUGCCCAUAGGUGGUGCCUACAAUUAACGGCACUUUUACUUGAACGAGAAGGAGAUGUUCAUCAUAGAGACAACGAGGGAAGGAGUCCUUUGCACUGGUUUGCGGCAAAUGAAGACAUUCCCCGAGGAAAGGAAUCUCUUGAGAUUCUUGAAAUGCUCAUCGCGCAUGGGGCUGACGUGAGUGCUCAAACUUACGCCGGGGCAACCCCUUUGAGUAUGAUCAGGAAAAGGCAUACUACACGUCACAUAAGAAAGAUGUUGGUUGAUGCAGGGGCUACUGAAUGA